AUGGGCUGUGGAAGCAGCAGUAGCGCCAAAGUUGUGACGGGCAGUGUUUUUCCGUCUGCGUCUCAUCUUGCGUCUGCUGAAUCUGAAGUGGAGCUUGAGAAGCUAACAGAUGAAUCAUCAGAUGGCGAAGAGGCGGGAAUGUCUGACGGAGAUGAUGUCACUGAGAAGACAAGUGAAGUGAUACAUAAAGAAAGCGAUGAACAAGAAAGAGAGGAAGAAGUUCUGGUCGCUUUACCAAACGGUGACCUACUUACUACACACCAAAUGGAAAUUGUUAACGUUGUGUAUGUAACGUAUCUGUCAACGGACAAGAACGUCUAUCAUCCAGGAGAGACAGUAUUUCUCCGUGCUGUCAUGCUAGAUGCACACACUCAACGUCCACCUUUGAAGAAAGCUGAAGUUCAACGACUAGCUGCUGCACGCCCAUCAGUUUCAAUCUUACAACCCAGUGGCCUCGAAGUAACAUGGAUUAUUGCUUUGCAAGAGACUGAUCAUUGCGGUGCAUGGGGAGCGCAGAUCAGUAUACCAAAUGAAGCCGAAUGUGGUAACUAUGUUGCUACAGCAUCUUACCUUGUCCUACCAGAACUUUCUUGUGAUCCUGCUAAGAGAUCAUUUGUUGUGAGAAAACCUGGCAAAAAGCAGAUGAAACAGAAGUUGGAGUUUGCAAAGAAGAGCUAUGUUGCCGGAGACAAAGUCCACGCAAUGCUCACUGCACCUCCUGUGAAAAGUGAUGACCAUACGCCGACGUCUGCUACCGUCACUGUUUCAGUGGGAAAUGACCAGGUCUACACUAUGGAUUCAACUACAACUAAAUUGUCUCGUUUCCCCAUCACAUUUCUUCUUCCCAAUGAGCUACCAGCAUGUGAAGAUGUCAGUCUAGUUUGUCGCAUGACUGCAAAUGAACAGGUCACCAUUGUGACCAAGUAUGUGCCGCUUCCUCAACGAGUUCAACUUAUUGCAUAUCUGGAGAGCAGUUAUCUUGUUGUUGGUUUACAAUGUGGUCUGUAUUUCCAAGCUCGCAACAAAUAUGGAGAGCUGGUAGCUGUUGCUGUUGAGGUGCAGGAGUUGACUGACGAUAGCGAGGCGAUUGAGUCCGUUUGUACUGCUGAAUGUGUGGACAAGCAUGGCGGAUAUCUCGUGUUUACUCCAAGACUGAACAGAGUGUAUCGCUUGGUUACUGUGCAGUGCGGUCAUCUGUCUGGUUUGUGCGAGUUACCUAAACCUAGAGAGCGCGGUUUCUCAUUGUCUUCUAGACGAUCAGUGUAUGAAGGAUCUUCUCCUAUUUGGCUUCGAGUUGGCUCUUCCCAUAAGAGUUUUUGUUGUCUCAAAUCUUUCAAGUUGGGCAACGAGCUGUUUUCUGUCGACUUGUUAUUUCCCAACACCAGGAGUAGUGCACGUUUUUGCCAAAAUCGUGUCAAUUUAGAUAGAUGGGAAAUGUAUCAUGAUGUUCUACUAGCCUUACCGUCAUUUGUUUCUGGUGCCGUUCGAGUUGCUCUCUUGACCAAGGAAGAUGUGACAGUAGCGGAAAAGAUGAUAUUUGUCAAAUGCUCUAGAAGACUGACCAUACUAACUGAUUCUGUAUGGUUGAGUUCUUCCUCUUUGGAGAAGAAUUUUAUAGAUGUGAGAGUUCAGACGUUGGACGGUAAAUCUGGACGUCCCGUUUGCUCUCAUCUUGGAGUGACUGUCACUGAAGGCAACGAUCAGGUUGAAAACAGCGUGGACGGGAUGGCUGUCAAGUUCGAAAAGGCACAACCGUUUCCAGAAAUUCAUUUAUGCGGUAUGGAAUGUCUUGAUCUCACCGACACAUUGAGUGACAAUUGUCUCGAACAGAGUCUUGUUUCUGAGUUUUCCUUGUCUAAAGCUUGGCCAAAUUGCCAAGACGUUGUGCCCAAAACUAAGAAUAGAGAUGCCAUUUUUUCUGGCGGUUGUCCAAGAACUGAAUCAAAGGUUAUAGAGAAGAGACAAGGAGGAACGUCACAAACGUUACAAUGGACUUUAGUCCACCGUUUGUCAUCAUUUUGUUGUCUAAUUGGAAGGACCAGCAGGAAAUUAGCACAUCUUGAAAAAAUAGGGAACGAGUUGGAAAAAUCUUCUACGCCUAUGAUUUGGAGGGCUAUACAAAACAUGUCUUAUGAUCAAUUGAAAGCAGCUGUAGAUGCAGCAGGCAUAAAGGAACUGCAGUUUAUGAGCUGGCAAGGAGAGACAUUGGUGCAUGCCGUUGCUCGUUCAUAUCAUACAAACAGCAAGCAGAGAGUGCGAAGUCUUCUGAAGCUUUUGCUGGAUGAAAUGGGGCUAGACGUUGAUGCUCAAAGGAAAGGCUGGUCAGAUGGAAACACCCCAUUACAUUUAGCUUGUGAAAGAGGCAACCUUGUCGUCGCUCAAGUUCUUAUAGAAUUAGGAGCAACGUAUUCUCUACUCAACGGAUGGGGUGUGACACCCUUGGCAAUGGCUGCUAUCUGUGGUCACAUGGAUAUUGUUCAGCUGCUUUUGGAACACGACUACAAGACUUGGGCCGGUACCGGCACGCAUUCAACUAUCUAUGUGUCUUGUGGUGUUUGUACUACUGGGUGGACUCCACUUCAUUAUGCUGCUGCAGGCGGGCAUGUUGAUGUAAUUCAUGCAUUGAAAGUAUUUUCCACUGUUCGUGGUAUGGUGAUAGACUUCAACGUCCAAACUAGUGACGGUCUGCUUUUGACUCCUUUACAUUGCGCUGCUCGAUAUGCCACAUCGAAGACUGCUGCUCAAGUUAUUGAGUAUCUUAUCAGCAACGGAGCUAAUGGAGAUUUGGCAGAUGCUCGAGGCUAUGGUUACAAGCAGUUGGCUUACCUCAGUGAGUGUGAGCAAUUUGGACGACUUUCUCGUUAUGGACCUUUACGACAAUCGACUGAAAUCAAAGAGAGACGUAUUGACUUAGAUGUGACAUACAAUAAUGCUCAGUCAACAACACUAAUGGACGUCGCUUCAACCUCAACGGUGGAAGCAAUUUUAAGAGAGACAUGUCAACAGUUGGGUAUCUCUGUCUCUGACAGUAGCAGGAUACCUUUCUUUUUCGUUGAUGAAACUAAUCAAUGUUUUGUAAACCAGACUGUGCUAUGUGCUGCGGCCGUGACGGUUGUGUCGAACGAGAGCUUAUGUCUGUGUCGUCUAGACGGACCGUUACAGAUACUGAUUGAUAUGACUCUUUAUCAGUUUCUCUCUCGACUCAUUACUGUUAAUAAUGUGGAAUGGGAAGGUCCCGUGCUUUCUGAUCACGGUUGUGUUCAACUUUUGUCAUUUCUUCCUACAGCUGGGUGGUCCAAUGAUCCUCGGAAUUUAGAUCUGCAGUAUACGCCUGCUGAGUAUGGUCUGCAAGAGGGUGACAGUGUUUACUUUUAUAGCGCGCUCAUUCCGGAAGAACAGUUUCCUCGGAGGUUGAUCUGUUUAUCUGAUUACAUUACUGAAGGACUUCAGGCAAGCAGAGUUGAGCUGGAUGGUGAGACGGUAGAAAGAAACGUUCUACGGCUUAAACUCUGCCCGUUGGAGAUUACAGGAACGUUUGGUGUUGUGGUGCUGAAAGAUCAACCAAAUAGGGAGCCUCCCAAACUACCAGAAAGUGUCGAAACUGCUCAAGACACAUCAAAUCAGAAGAAGGGUGGUAAGCAGCAAGGAAAGAAAGCUCCUCCUAAAGAAGCUCCCAAGACUGCUCCUGCUAAAACUGGAGGUAAAGGUCGAAGUCGUGGUCCUCCUGGCAAACCACUCAAGCUUAAAUUGUCUUCUUUUGAGCCGAUCAAGACGUUGAAGGAUCUUAUUCUUAGUCAGCUUGGUGAUCAUUUGCAGAGUGAAGCUGCUAUUGAGUUGAACCCUCUGACUCAUGUGCUAACUUGUGAUAUUUAUGUGAAUAACAUAUUUCAGCAGGACUGUGUGCCACUUUAUGCCUCAUCACUGUACCCUCCAUUUACUCCAGCCGUAAUUAAAGUUCAUCCAAGAUCUAUUUUGCACUAUUCAAAUCUCACUAAUUUGUUUGAUUUCUGGACAACUCUGAAUUACAUAGAAAUGAAGCUUGAAGAAAAUGAAGAUUUAUCAAAUAUACAGAAAGCAGAAUUUAUGAAUGAUGACACUGCAGAAUGCUCUCAGAAGGCAAACCCGCAAGAUCCAGGAGGAGCUCAAGGUUUCCCUUGUGAGAACAUUUCAAAUCAUCAUACACUUCAAGCAAGCGAGGUACUCAACAUGACAUCUGCGAAUACAACAGUUGUGACUGAAAACGAAGCGAAUACAAUUCAAAUUAUAAAUGAUGUAAAUAGAGACACCACUGACGUUACCAACAACUUAGCUGAAGUCAACAAUGAGACAAACAGUAACCAAGCAGACUGUGACAGCAAUGGCAACGGUGCUGUGAAGACAACUGAAGUUGAUACUAACGCAGUGGUGGUUGCAACAGAUGAGAAGAGCGUGGAGGCUGACAAAGAAAACGAUAAGACAAAGAAGCUUGCAGCAGAUGCCAACAGUCACCAAGAGGACACUACCACCGACAUACCCAAAAAUGAAAUCAUGGUAGAGACAGAAAAAAACGACACAGUCAACAAAGAAAGUGAUGUAGCUGAGAAUAAUCAAGAAAGUGCAGAGUCAACGUCUGUUGAAGCUCCUGCUGUCGUACCCUUAGAUCAGAGCCAAGAGACUACAGACAAUGGGCUGACGUUGGCAGAGGUGAAGCAAUCAACAGAUGAGAAGAUAGAGCAAAGGAAACGUAAUCACUUUUUGGCAUGGUAUGAUCAUUGGAAAGUGGGUAUGCUGUGGUGGGGCAUGGAAACUCUACGUAGACAUACAUCAUAUCUGAGAUGGAUUAACACUGACCAAGUAAGUCAAAUGGACAAAACCAAAGGUCUGGAAAACGGUGCAAAGGCAGUCAAUCUCUUGGCUCAAGAAUAUCGCGAUUCCGUUGAUCCAGUUGUAGAAGAAAAACAUUAUUAUGCUGAUGAUUCGUUUGAGGACGACAGUGCACGCGAUUCCAUCGCCAGAGUGGAAACUGAACGAGAGCUAAAGUGCGAGAGUGAUGAGAAAGAUAAACCAGCCGAUCUCGCAACGCGUGAUCGAGGAGGCUUGGGGGUAUUAGAUUGGGAAGCGGCUUUGGGACAUAAAGAGGGACCGGCUGUACGACAAGGUAUAAUCAUCGAGCCGUGUGCGGUGUGGGGUGAUCGACCAGUUCGUGCUACACAAUCGAAUAAGCCCUCGACGAAAACCGUCUAUUGGACAGCGGACAUGAAGACGGAUGAAAAGGGCGCCGCUCACUUCACUGUCACUGCAGACUCUUUCGUCAGCUUCUACGAUCUCAAGGUGGACGCUUUCACGACAUCUGGAGCGCUCGGUCGCGUUCGGAGUCACAUUUCAACUCAGAAUCCCCUACAUCUUGCUUGGUCGAUUCCUGACUAUCUUUGCUCUGAGGACACGUUGUUUGUGCCUCUUUCGCUAUCAAACUGCGGACACGAAGAGCUGCAAGUUGAGUUGAGUUGUGCCUUAGAGGGUACAACUACCCCGCAGGUAUGUCGAUUACUGAAUAACGUUAGAGAUCCGAGUCACACAACCGACAAGGGCGUGCUCGGCACCCUGACUGUUCCUCGCUCUGGUGUCACCGAUUUCAUUCAAAUUCAAGUGGGACCUCUCACUGAGCAGAUGCAAGGAAUGACUGUAACUGUUACUGCGACGGCUGGUUCUUAUGUUCGUACUCUUACUUCGGCGAUACCGUUGAGAUUAGUUGGUCGUCGGAAGGAGAGCUUCUGGACGAGAUGUGUGGAACAAGACGACACGGUUACGGCUGUUCUGCACGCCACGCCAAACACGCCGUGUGAAGAGGCGCACGUUGAGCUGCAGGGGUUUGAUAGUGUCAUUGCCAUUGCGUCGUGUUCGUUUGACUAUCUUUGCUCUACGCCUUCGCUUUGGCUUGAACACGCGGCGUCUAUCGCAUUUACCGGUACCGUGCUGUUGCGACAUUACAUGCGCGGCACUGCUGGGUACUCUGAAGUGGAGUCGGUCGAUGGUCUUGUUAACAGUGCUAUGAAGCAGCUGUUGAGAUGCCGGCGAGCAGGAGGAGGGUUUUCUCGAUUUAUUGGAGAGGAAAAUAAGGCGUCGGUGAGAGCGACUUGUUUUGCGCUUGUGGUACUCGGUCAUGUUGUGCGCUUACGGAGCGCGGAUCCAUCUGUAAUGGCAAGAGCGCGGGAUUGGCUGAUGGAGCAGCUGGUGAUUCAGAGACGCAACAAGGUUUUGUCGUGUGAGGAAAACCAGCGGUAUCAACGUAGGCUGAUUCGAUCGUAUGCCUUGUGGGCUCUAACUGAAGCAGAACACCCGAAAGAACAAUUGAGCCGUUGGAUGGACUCUGCCAAAGCUCAUGUUGCGCAGUUGCGAGAUCCGUACCGCUUGAGUCUUACAUGUCUUGCUCUAUACAACUAUGGAGAUACAGAAGCGGGGCAUCUGGCGGCCGACAGAUUAGUCAACUGGCAGAAGGACGACGGUCGAGUGUCAGGCGCUCACACCACUCUAAUACCAAUGGGAGAAACAGCAAGAGACGUAGAAACAACAAGUCUUGCCUUGUUGUGUUGGCUCAAAAGAGGAGGAGACAGUGGUUGCCCCAUCCUCGCUUUCCGAUGGCUCAUGGCCAACUGUAACAAAGGCAAUUUCGGAUCAGGACACUGUACGGCAAUGGCAGUGAAAGCACUGAUUGCUUACCACAGUAAGUUUGGUUUCCGGACGCCACAUCAUGGCGACAACUCGGAUGACGAAACAGAAUCAGAGGAGGACAAGCCAAAGCAGUGGAAAGUACGAGCGACUGUGAACGACGACGAACCCGAGACGCUGACCGUGCCUCAUCCGAUGUCCUCUAUUAUUCGCUCUCGUAUUGAUUCGACGAACUCGAAUGACGUCGCUGUCAAAGUGGAGCUUGCGGAAAGUCCCGAAGACGGCUUUCUUCCUUUCUGCGUUCAAUACAAAUACCGAACGAAAACAUUACCCGAAUCGAGAAAUGAUGGAAAGUUAGAUAUUGUCGUUUUCAUUGCCGACGACAUCAAAGUUAAAGGAAGCACGUGUACACUUGACGUCACUUUAAGAAAUCACAGCGACGAGGCACUGGAACUGGUCGUUUGUAAGAUUUGUGUACCGGCAGCUCUUGAUAUUAAACGAGACGUACUCGACUCGUUGAUCGGAGAUGAAGACUUACUCACAUCCUACGCAAUCGAGGACGAAGCGAUUUUCUUUUGCUUCGAGUUGCUUCCGGCAAAGAUUAAAGUUACUCUAGACAUUGACUGUAUUGCUGCACACGCCGGACGCUUUUCUGCGUCUCCUUCAUGCGUCUACAUGCCUUACGACACGGACACGUGCGCAUGGUGCGUCGGGUUGUCCCUCACUGUGGCAGUCGAUGCCCGGAUGCGAGCACGGAUGCAGCAGGAAGCAGUCGAAGCCGAAGAAAAGCUAGCAAGAGGAGGCAGUGUGGGAGGUAUGUUAGCGGCUGAUGCACUAGGUGACGAACAACACAGAUCUAGCUGUUUCUUUUAAUGUACGAUCUUUUAGCAUACCUUUUCCUUAAUUAAUUCAUAAUCUAUAAUCGUCUCAUGAAA
Messenger RNA from Corticium candelabrum, 7580 nucleotides. RefSeq lists its product as uncharacterized. The record is from RefSeq and is a predicted model, not a curated record. The transcript has 29 exons. NCBI's taxonomy places the organism in Eukaryota, Metazoa, Porifera, Homoscleromorpha, Homosclerophorida, Plakinidae. Gene Ontology annotation, molecular function: protein binding. The coding region runs from base 1 to 7518 and encodes 2505 amino acids.